This is a messenger RNA of Penicillium riverlandense, 714 nucleotides long. RefSeq lists its product as uncharacterized. The record is from RefSeq and is a predicted model, not a curated record. The coding region runs from base 1 to 714 and encodes 237 amino acids. Lineage: Eukaryota; Fungi; Ascomycota; Eurotiomycetes; Eurotiales; Aspergillaceae. Gene Ontology annotation, molecular function: hydrolase activity. The transcript is spliced from 4 exons.
AUGCGUGGAGGAAUUUUCAAAACGUUGCCUCUUACGGUGAUUGCCUUGGUGUCAUUACUGCUAUUCACGCAGACUCAUGCCCAGACUGUGGCGAAGAAGGAUUGCGCGACCGGUGUCCACGCCAUCCUUCUUCGAGGCUCAGGCCAGGGAAACGAUUUGAAUGUCCUGGUAAAGCUCAAGGAGGCGAUCCUCGAGCAGAUUCCAGGGUCGACUGUCUUGGGACUUCCUUAUGGCCAUGGCGACCCGGAUAGGUUCAAGGCCGUUUAUAACGGAGCCCUACUCCUCCAGAGGUAUAUCGAGGAUUACGUUGCCAGCUGCCCAGACACCAAGAUUGCUCUUCUUGGAUACUCUUUGGGUGCGGUUACCAUGAUGGAUGCGCUCUGUGGCACCAGCUCUCUUCUUCUCGAAGAGGUAGCUGCCAUCGAUCCGAAAUACAACACGAGCAUCAUCACGGCGGCUGCAUACGGCGAUGAGACUUAUGUUCCUCUGAUGCCAUGGAACACAGGCAACUGCACAGUUGGAUUGGGGCUUUUCCCUCGCCUGGAUCCGUUGUCGUGUGAACCCUUCGCGGCCUCGUUGCACAGCUACUGCGACUACGGUGACGAUCAAUGCUGCUUCAUCCUACCCAUGGACGGCAACCUGGCACACCACCAGUAUAUUGAGAAAUACGACCAGGAUGUGGUGGAUUUUACCAAGAAGCGGCUUGCCGAGUGA